AUGUCCUCGUCAGGCCUCACCCGGCGUCGUGGCGCUGGCGGAGGCGGAGGCGGAGGCGGCAUCGCCAACAGUGAAGGUGAAGCUAGCAGUGCCGCGUCGAGAACCAAUUCCUCCCACGUCGUCAGAGACAGCGGCCCAGAUACAAGCUUCGAGAGCAGCGAAAACGGCCACAAAAUUGCGUUCGACCCCAGAGAUAUCAGCGAGAGCGCCGAGCGCAGCAAACAGCCCAAGUUGACCAUGAUGGAGGAGGUCUUACUCUUGGGACUCAAAGACAAGCAGGGAUAUCUGUCCUUUUGGAACGACAACAUUUCCUACGCUCUCCGAGGAUGCAUCGUUCUCGAACUGGCCUUCCGCGGCCGCAUCAGCAUGGAAAAAGACCCUUCCAGACGGCGAUUUCCUCCAGCCGAUCGAAACAUCGAAGUCAUCGAUGAUACCUUGACCGGCGAGGUCUUGCUCGACGAGGCUCUCAAAAUGAUGAAGCAGAGCGAGAAGAUGAGUGUAAGCUCUUGGAUCGACUUGAUGAGCGGCGAGACGUGGAACUUGAUGAAGAUUGGCUACCAGUUGAAGCAAGUUCGCGAGCGAUUAGCCAAGGGCCUCGUAGAUAAAGGCAUCCUGCGGACGGAGAAGCGUAACUUCCUCCUAUUCGACAUGGCCACUCACCCCGUUGCCGACGGCGGAGCCAAAGAAGAACUGCGUCGCAGAGUCCGCAACGUCCUCACACAGAGAACCGUUGUCCUCGGUGGUAACCAGUUUUUACCCGAGAACCUCGAAUUCAGAUACCUUCGGACCGUGUGCAUGAUCUGCGCCGCAUAUGCCGCCAACGUUUUGGAGAAUGCUCUAUCAACCCUCGGUCACGAGGCGCGCGAGAGAGCCUUUGCCCAGACGGACGAACUCUUGGCAGACUACAGUCAAUGGCCAUUCGGGAAGAAGGCCACUAGCACCGGCAUCGGUGCCAACCUGCCUCAGGUCGUUUCAGAGGAAAUCAGCAAGGCCAAGGAAAAGGAGCUGCAGUUGGAAGUUGUUGCCGCCUGCCUGAGCGUCUUUACUCGCCUCGACUCCCUCCUAUAA
Messenger RNA from Metarhizium album ARSEF 1941, 1068 nucleotides. Its product is annotated as vacuolar protein sorting-associated protein 74. Bases 1 to 1068 code for a protein of 355 amino acids. Gene Ontology annotation, biological process: retrograde vesicle-mediated transport, Golgi to endoplasmic reticulum; Golgi organization; Golgi to plasma membrane protein transport. Lineage: Eukaryota; Fungi; Ascomycota; Sordariomycetes; Hypocreales; Clavicipitaceae. Gene Ontology annotation, molecular function: phosphatidylinositol-4-phosphate binding. The record is from RefSeq and is a predicted model, not a curated record. Gene Ontology annotation, cellular component: Golgi cisterna; trans-Golgi network; cytosol. The transcript is spliced from 4 exons.